AUGAAGGUCAAAACGACAGCGUCGGUUUUAGUCACGAUUUGGGCGGGAGCCUCUGCUCAAGACUACAACUCUGCACCUCCAAAUCUCGCGGACCUUCCUGCAUUAUCUUUGUUUGAGACUUGGAGACCACAUACUCAUGUUCUUCCACCCUACGGCCAGAUCGGCGACCCAUGUGCGCACUACAAUGAUCCCGAAACAGGGCUCUUCCACGUCGGGUUCCUCCACAAUGGUACUGGUAUUUCUAGUGUUCUGACGGCCGAUCUUGUUCAUUAUUACGAUGUUAAUCCUAACGGCAACUACUCAAUCGUUGCUGGCGGUCCCAAUGACCCCCUUGCCGUUUUUGACGGCUCUGUCAUCCCUAGUGGCGUUGACGGCAAACCGACACUUUUGUACACGUCGGUAUCCUCAUUGCCAAUCCAUUGGACGCUUCCUUACACCAGAGGAAGUGAAUCACAAUCACUGGCAGUCACCUACGACGGGGGGAAAAAUUUCACCAAAUUGGAAAUUCCGCCUGUUAUCCCUGAGCCCCCAGCAGGCCUGGAUGUAACGGCCUUCCGCGACCCCUACGUUUUCCAAAAUGGGGAACUCGAUCAAUCCCUUGGCAAUGCCGUAGGUACUUGGUAUACUAUCAUUUCAGGCGGUAUUCAUGACGUCGGACCUGGCAUGUUCCUCUACCAGAACACGAGUCCCGACUUUGAGCAGUGGGAGUAUCUUGGAGAAUGGUUCCAUGAAUCCGCCAACUCGACAUGGGGGAAUGGUGACUGGUCUAGGACCUUCGGGUUCAAUUGGGAGACUAGCAACAUCUUCGGCCUCACCAGAGAUGGAUACAGCUACAACGGUGAACCUUUCAUGACCAUUGCGGUGGAGAGUUCCUAUGCUCCCAUUCAGGAGUCAGUCUCCUCGCAACAUGCCCAAAUCUGGGCAGCAGGAGCAAUUGCCAACACCAAUGGUGAAAACGUGACAUUCACACCUGAUAUGGUUGGUGUCUUUGACUGGGGCUUAGCAUCCUAUGCGGCAGCGGGAAAAGUCCUACCUCGGUCUUCCCAAGCUUCUAAAGCCAGCGGCGCCCCAGAUCGUUUCAUCAGCUAUGUCUGGUUGACUGGAGAUGUUUUUGGAGGAAUUGUCGGCUUCCCAGCUGAGCAGCAAGGAUGGCAAAAUACCUUGUUGACAUCGCGCGAGUUGUACAUCAAGGCCAUCCCUAACGUGGUGAAUAACGAUCUCGUGAAGGAGACUGGCUCAUGGCGUGUGGCUGCCAACUCGAACUCGACGGGCGAAUGCGUUGAACUCGAAACACUGGGAAUUGACAUUGCGCGGGAGACCUACGCCGCUAUGACUGCUGCCCCCAGCUUCACCGAGCCUGACCGGACGACUACCAGUGAAGGUGUCAUUCCAUUCAGUCGCUCUCCAGAUAGUAGAUUCUUUAUUCUUGAGGCUGAGAUCAACUUCGAUGAACGUGCAUCUAGCCUGCAAGCGGGCUUCCAAAUUCUGGCAUCCGAGUUUGAGUCAACCACCAUCUAUUAUCAGUUCUCCAAUGAGUCCAUCAUGAUUGAUCGUUCUCGAACGAGUGCCGCUGGCAGCACGACGACCGGUAUCGAUGCGUCACCGGAAUCUGGACGUAUUCGUCUGUUUGACAUUAAUGACACCUGUGGCAUUCAUGGCAACCACGACAACCACGACAACCACGACAAUUGUCCUUGUGACGAGAACGAUGACAAUGGCGAUGACAAGACUGAGGAGUUUAUAGAUGAUUUAAUCUCCAAUUAUGUGUGGGGGAGCGAUGACCACACUUCUACAUCCAAUGAAGCUGGCAAUGAGCACAUUGAGACUCUCAGCCUGACCAUUGUGGUUGAUAACUCUGUCCUGGAGGUUUAUGCCAACUCUCGCUUUGUGUUGUCUACCUGGGUCCGCCCUUGGUAUGAAAACUCGACUGAGAUUCGCUUCUUCCAGAAUGGGGAAGGCGAAGCAUCUUACAGCCACAUUCGCGUUGCUGAUGGGCUGUACGAUGCUUACCCGGACAGACCACAGUAA
Molecule: messenger RNA, 2028 nt
Organism: Penicillium robsamsonii
Lineage: Eukaryota; Fungi; Ascomycota; Eurotiomycetes; Eurotiales; Aspergillaceae
Product: glycoside hydrolase family 32 protein
Exons: 2
Coding region: 1-2028 (675 amino acids)
Biological process (GO): sucrose catabolic process
Molecular function (GO): sucrose alpha-glucosidase activity
Source: RefSeq, a predicted model, not a curated record